Messenger RNA from Penicillium malachiteum, 1107 nucleotides. RefSeq lists its product as uncharacterized. The record is from RefSeq and is a predicted model, not a curated record. The transcript is spliced from 2 exons. Bases 1 to 1107 code for a protein of 368 amino acids. Lineage: Eukaryota; Fungi; Ascomycota; Eurotiomycetes; Eurotiales; Aspergillaceae.
AUGAGAGCCAUCCUAUUCUCGUUGAGCGCAUCCGUGUUCUACAUGAUCUGGUAUUUCUCUCACGCCAGCGGAUUACAUGAUUUAGCACAGAAAGCUGUCGCAUCGGGCAAGCUCCCUGGACUCGAUGAGGCCCUGCGCACUGUCUAUACCGGAGUUGAGCCUAUCGACAAAUUGCUCACACUCUUAACUGUGUUUUUCUACCCGGCUAUGGACGGACAAGAUUCGACACUUUUGCUCCAUAGUAUCGGAUUCUCAGGCACCUUUGCAGCAGCUUGGACGCUGAUUGUACUGGAGUCAUGGAGAAAGGGAAACUCGGGCACUGUCGCAGCUUACGCAGGUCCUUACUUCGCCUUCGCGACUCCCUUGCUUUGCGCUCUCCAAUUAGGAUGCUCUGUCACUGUGCGCCGACCUCACGCAGAUAAUAUCCGUGUCCCUCGCGCUGUGCUAGCUGUUAUACCAACUGUCUUUGUGAUCGGCUUCCUAGUCCCAUCUAACUUGAUGGUCCUUCCUGCCCCUGAAAUCAUCUCUGUGGAUUGGAAACAGAUUGCAAUUUCGGCAUGGCACCCAUGGCCAGCAUAUGUGUCAAUCCUUACAACAGUGUCGUACUAUGUGAUAGGCCCGCUGUUCUCGAAUAAUCACCGGGCCUCUAUGUCCAGUCUGCGAUGGGUGUAUGCAUCGGCAUUUAUUCAUACAGCUGUCAGUCAUUUGGCGACCCUGACUCUUUCCUUGACUACUGUUCUGGCACCUGCACUUCUCGAGGACAAAUAUAUCGAUGCUCUUCAUCCCUCGAAGGUGUAUUCUUUCCCUGUUCCUUGGUCUGGAUUGAAAGUCAACACUGUACCAGAAGGCGUGCACGUAUUCCUCCGCUGGGAUUAUAUGAUUGGUUCUGCGGGCAUUCUACUCUGGGCCUUGAAGCUUCAUAUUGUCGCCCAGAGGCAGGUCGUGGGUGGUGUCUCUUGGGCGAGUCUUCUUUUCAAAAUCGGAGUUUUGUCAUUGUUUAGUGGACCGGCUGGUGCUGCGGUGGAAUUAAUGUGGGAGCGAGAUGAAUUGAUCUUUCGUGAGACUGGGAGCUCCAGACAGGUCACUACAGCUAAGAAGUCAUCCUAA